GAGCGGAGCGGGCCGGGCGCCUGGGGCUGCCGGGCGGGGGCUCAGGGCAGCGGCGGCCGCCAUCGCCAGAGGGAGCCCCGAGCGGGCGGCGGCGCUGCCUCCGGGACCCCCGGGGGGCACAGGGCCCCGCUCCGCCUCCCCUCACCCCCGCCUCCCCCCUCCUCGCCCCCCCGGCUUCCCACCACGGCCGCUCUCGGCGAGGAAACUCUGGCCUCCGCUUCCUCCUCCUCCGACUCGGACACCGGCGGAGCCUCCCCGCCCCCGCGGAAGAAAGCCCGGGCCUCCCCGGCGGCGGCGGUGGAGGGAGCAGGAGAGCCCGGGGCUUCCGCGGGCAGAGCAGGCCUCACCUCGUCCCAGUCCCCCUCGCUCCCCGCCGGGCUCGCCCCCGCCGCCGCCCCGCUCAGAGGCAGCGGCGUCAGCAGCGCCAUGCAGGCCAACGGGGCAGGAGGGGGCCAGCAGCAGCAGCAGCAGCCGUCGCAGGGGCCGGCGGGCCCGGAGCUGGGCUGCCUGGGCGCCCAGAAUGGCGAGGCCUCGACGGGCACGGCCGCCGGCGACCAGCUGGCCCACGCCAACGGGCUGCUGCCCUCGGCCAACAGUGGCGGCGGCAGCCCCGGCGGCCUUAGCGUCAACAACGGGGUGCCCGCCGCCGGGGGCCCCGGCCCGGCCGCCGCGGAGCUGGGGGGCGGCGGCGGCGGCAGCGCCCUGAAGAAGAAGAAGCGGCUCUCGCAGUCCGACGAGGACGUGAUCCGGCUGAUCGGGCAGCACCUCCACGGCCUGGGCCUCAACCAGACUGUUGAUCUUCUCAUGCAAGAGUCAGGAUGUCGUUUAGAACAUCCUUCUGCUACCAAAUUCCGCAAUCAUGUCAUGGAAGGAGAAUGGGAUAAGGCUGAGAACGACCUGAAUGAACUUAAGGCCUUAGUGCAUUCUCCGCAUGCAAUUGUGAGGAUGAAGUUUUUGCUGCUGCAGCAGAAGUACCUGGAAUACCUGGAGGAUGGCAAGGUCCUGGAGGCACUUCAGGUUCUACGCUGUGAACUGACGCCUCUGAAAUAUAAUACAGAACGCAUUCAUGUCCUCAGUGGGUAUCUGAUGUGUAGCCAUGCAGAAGACUUGCGUGCAAAAGCAGAGUGGGAAGGGAAAGGAACAGCUUCCAGAUCUAAACUUUUGGACAAACUCCAGACAUACCUACCCCCAUCAGUGAUGCUUCCUCCAAGGCGUUUACAGAACCUGCUACGUCAGGCUGUGGAACUACAACGGGACCGGUGCCUAUAUCAUAAUACGAAACUAGAUAGUAAUCUAGAUUCUGUCUCGCUGCUAAUAGAUCACGUUUGUAGUAGGGGUCUGAGAUCAGUAUGUGGUGCGCUGUACAUGCUGCCAUGCUUGGGCAUAAUAAGGAAACAGUUCCCAUGCUAUACACAGCAGAUACUAACGGAGCACUGUAAUGAAGUGUGGUUCUGUAAAUUCUCCAAUGAUGGCACUAAACUAGCAACAGGAUCUAAGGACACAACUGUUAUUAUAUGGCAGGUUGAUCCAGAUACUCACCAGCUAAAACUACUUAAGACAUUAGAAGGUCAUGCGUAUGGUGUCUCUUAUAUUGCUUGGAGUCCAGAUGACAACUAUCUUGUUGCCUGUGGCCCAGAUGAUUGUUCUGAGCUUUGGCUCUGGAAUGUACAAACUGGGGAGCUGAGGACAAAGAUGAGCCAAUCUCAUGAAGAUAGUUUAACAAGCGUGGCCUGGAAUCCUGAUGGGAAGCGUUUUGUCACAGGAGGUCAGCGUGGACAGUUCUAUCAAUGUGAUUUAGAUGGUAAUCUCCUUGACUCCUGGGAAGGGGUGAGAGUACAAUGCCUUUGGUGCUUGAGUGAUGGGAAAACUGUUCUAGCAUCGGACACACACCAGCGAAUUCGGGGUUAUAACUUUGAGGAUCUUACAGACAGGAACAUAGUACAAGAAGAUCACCCUAUUAUGUCGUUUACUAUUUCAAAAAAUGGCCGUUUAGCUUUGUUAAAUGUAGCAACUCAGGGAGUUCACUUAUGGGAUUUACAAGACAGAGUUUUAGUGAGAAAGUAUCAAGGUGUUACACAAGGAUUUUACACAAUCCACUCGUGUUUUGGAGGUCAUAAUGAAGAUUUCAUCGCGAGUGGCAGCGAAGAUCACAAAGUAUAUAUUUGGCACAAGCGUAGUGAGCUGCCAAUUGCGGAGCUGACAGGGCACACACGUACUGUUAAUUGUGUGAGCUGGAACCCGCAGAUUCCAUCCAUGAUGGCCAGCGCCUCUGACGAUGGCACUGUUAGAAUAUGGGGACCAGCGCCUUUCGUAGACAACCAGGAUAUUGAAGAGGAAUGCAGUAGCAUGGAUAGUUGAUGGCGAAUUCGGAGCAGACGACUUCAGUUUAACUUAAUUAGUCGUAUUUUAAAUGGCUUGGGAUUUGGUGCAAACAAACAUGAUUGAUAGCUGGACAGACAUGCUCGUCAUGAAAAAGAACCAUUUCUGAAGCCCGGUUGGGGCCAAACAUUUACCACCUUGCUUCAUAGUAACCAGUCGAGAUGAAGCACGUCGUUAGAACGUUGUUGGACACCGUGUUGAAAUUACCCCCCCAUCGGUUGUGAAGAACUGUGCUACAUUCAGGCUAACCAUUGAACUCAGUAUAUAUAUUUUUCCCUCCUGCCUUUUUGUCUGGCAGGCUACUGUUCUUGUUGCUCUUCUGUGUAAUGAAGUUUAAAUGCUUGUUUGGAACACUUUAUUUAACAGUUUAGAAGGCUUGAUAGAAAGAGUGCUUUAGUCUGAAGAGUAUACAUUGGAUAGGAAAGUAUUUCCUUCUCUUGUUUCUCAAGUCUCUCUCCGCCUUACUUAGCUUGAGAUCUUUGCAGCUUGGUUCAUGGAUUCUAGCCUUGCCCGUUGCGCAGUAUAUAUAAAUUGAGAUGAUAAACCAAUGAACUAUGUCAAAAGCACUCUCAGUAUCACAUUUGACAAAAAGUUUUGUACUUUUCACAUAGCUCGUUGCCCUGCAAAGGGGUUAACAGCACAAUUUUUUAAAAAUAAAUUAUUUAUAGGAUUAAAAUGACUUCAUUUGUAUACAUUUGGAAUUAAAACGAUGCAAGAAAUGUCAUGAAACAGGUAUCACUGAUGCUUUUCUGGAGUGUCUUGAGACCCAAUCAAAAGCAGUGGCUGGAAGGAGCUUUACGUAGGCAGUGAAGCUUGGUUUUAGAUGGAGGAACUAACUGUCCAUCUUAACAGAAACUGUAUUAUUUGGGGGGGGGUGGAAAAAAAGCGUUCAGAGUGCACCACCAGACUAAGAGUUUAAACAAGACAAGGUCUUUCUGGUUUUUAAAUUACAAAAAUGCACACGACAAUGCUGGUGUAAAAGGUAGACUACGCCUCAAGGGAAGAAUGAGUUGAAAGAGUCCUUUCUUCACAAAGUCAACAUUUUGUAAAAGUGAUUAACAUCAAGUCAUAAUUAAAUACUUGUAUUAUGAUGGAAUUUUUUCCUUUAUUUGAUAAGCAAAGGUGUAUAAAUUUUCUUUUUUGAGAAUAUACUUCUAAGUUUGCAGAUUAAAAUGCCUCUCCCAGACCUUGUUGCAAGCUGGUGCUGUGGACAUCUUGACAUAUCUAGGAAUAGUUCCACUAAUAUCCCAUGUUAAGAAAAGAGAAAGAUGUUAAUAAUUUAACUAUUUAUUCUUUUUGACAUAAACAGAUGGCCUGGCAUUGCUGUGCUUCUGCACUACACACAAAUUCAUUAUGGGAUGGCACCACCUUCAGUGGACAGGUAGCAUUGGUACUACUGUGAAGUAAAGAGGGAGCAGGGAAAGGCAUGCCACCAAGAACCGAUGCAAACAAAAGUGUGGACUUCAUGAGAUAAUCUAGUGUCCUUGCUAGUCAUGUGUGGAAGAAGGGUGGGGGAAGGUUUGCCGGAGUUCCUGGGAAGAGAAGUGUAGCCACUUCGGUGAAUGGGAACGUGGCGGUUAACAGGAACAGUCCCUUUUUUCUUUCCCAGAAAAACAAAGCGCAGCUCAGCAGGUUAGGUUUGGUUUUGGGGGUUUUUUUAGACUCUAGCCGUCAGGUGGUGGGGGUUUUUUCUUGCCUUGUGUGUAAACUUAAACAUGAUUGAAGGUUCUGAUGCUUUGGUUGAGACCAGCCCUGAAUCUGACAUACUCCUUCCUUAGUACCUCAGAAAUUAAGUAGGAACUUAACGUUCUUACCUGCAAUCUAGUACAUUUGCCUCAAAAUGAAGGUGAAUUUCUUUCAUAGCAGUUACUGUUCCACGUUACUAGGAAUACAUGUGUGAACUUAAGACUACAAAUCAGUUCCUUCUUCCAUUAGCUAGUUCUGGAGGAAGCUGGAUGUUUCUUCUCGGUUCAGACAGCGUAAGAUUAGUCAGUCUUGGUCCUGCGGCGGCAGCGUUGCAGGGAGACAACUUCCCAAGGUCAAAUUUGAGUAAGCUAAACCUUUGGGUCUUAAAUAAAAAUUGAACACCUAAAUUGUAAACCAGUGUUGUAUGUGUUCAGAACACCUGUGGCAGUGACGCUAGUAUUGUCGUACUUGGGAACUUAGAUUUUUUUCAAACAAAACGUUAUAUAGGGAGUGUUGGGAGAAUAAUCCUCGUUGUGAUGUCUGAAUGUCUUGUGCAAUGGUCUGGCACUACUUGCCUCAUACUCACAGGACUAAAGCAGGAACUUUAGGCGGGUGGUGAAGGCUGGCUUGAAUCUCAAAUUUAGGUUUAAAAUCUCAUAUGCACUUCAACAGGUGGUGUUAAUGUGGUGGCCAUAAGUAAAUAAGGUGAGAUUCCUUACCUGAUACAGGCUGCGGGGUGGGGGGUGUGCGUGUGGUGUGGGCCGAGGCCUACUUUCCACUGCAAUUCCUGGUAAUUAGGAAUUUAAACCUAGUAUUUCUGCCAAAAUACUGCCCCUCUGUUCUGGGGUUUCUCUUCUGGGCUUGGGCUGUACCUCUAAAAUAUAUUUCAGGUAUUUAGAAGCGGAGUUAGGGAGGAGCACGCGUUCUGCUAUCUCCACUUUAGUUUUGUGGUGCAGCGAUGCCAUGGAGAGGAAAGCUCUGUGUAGGUGGCACAGUUUCCAGAGCGUCUCGGUGAGAGCAUGUUGCGUAGCGCUCUGCUGCUCGCAGGUGAUGGGCAGAGGUGAGAGCAAGGUGAGAGAAACCUUCAUUUCGCCAUGUAACUUGGUCCCGCAGCAAACGGACCUUACAGACCUAGCGGUAACGCCUGCCAUUCCAGCCUGUAGGUUAUAGAGGAACCUAAACUAUCUCUUAACACGUCACGUAUUUAUUCACACUAUGUGAAUUGAAAAGUACCAAUACUUUUUGUGCACAGACUGUAAAAUGAGACUCUGUGGUGGUGGUGGUGGUGAAACAAUUAAGUUUGCUUAUUUGCAACACGUUGAUUUCCAUGUGCUUAAAAAUGUUCGUAGGCUGGAGUCUUAAGGCUGGAACAAGUACGCACCCGCAAUAAAUUACUGUAUUUCUAGUCAACAGACCUGUGGUUUUAGAGAGGAAAAUACUGUAAGCGUCUACUCCUUUUGUAACUUUCUCUGGUCAACUGUCUGCUUAAAAUACUCACAGUAGCCCCAGGUUAUUGUUAAGGCAGAGCUUUUUUUUUUUUAAAAAAAAAACACGCUGAAGCAUUUUAUUAUCUGAAUGUUCUUUAGCUGUUCAGGUAAGUAAUUUUCAAGGCACAAAGGAGCACAAAAGGGAAAAAUGCUAGAUCUGUCCUUGUUUUGGAGGGGAGGGUAGUGGGGGGAAACGACACCUUUGUUUUUAAAUACCCUACUGUCUUCUCUAAAGUUCUCCAACCUUAAAGUUAACCUCUUUUUAUGAUGAGAGCAAAGAUGCAAGCUAGAAAUCUGUCCAGAUCUUGCCAGUUACUUCUCAACUUGGUUUCAAACAGGUAAUGUUUAAUAAAACUCCAAAUGUUGUUGGGAGUUCGUGGCUAGUUGUGUACUCUUGCACUGCGAAGUGAUGCUCCCACCCGAAAACAGUUUCGGAGGCUUCCUAGUGGGAAACCAGGACUCGUACAAGGAGCUGUAGUUUGAGGGGAGAUGCUGUAGACCCAAACGGGGAGGGAAGAGGAAUGGAUAUAAAAAGCAGGAUUUACUGCCCAACAGACAAACUACUGUAACUCAAAGGGGAGGAGGAUAAAUGCACUUUCAAUAGUUUGUCCAUAUUUUUAGCUACGAAACACACUUGUAUCCAAUUUUUUUUGAGACAACUAUUAAGAGGAACACUCAUCCCAUAAAUGGCUAAUCCUCCUUUUGACCUCCUCCUGUCUUUUCCACAUUGGCUCGAGUCCAUUUUCAGCUGCCAUACUUAAUUUUGAAAACUGCUACUUCUAAUGAUGUUUAGAAAGAAAAGAGAAAAAAAAUAAAUCGUUAACUGACACUUUUUUAAACAGGGUGGACUUAAUUGAAGUGUGCAGUGUUGAACUACUGCUGCAGUAGCUGCCUCUAGUUGUUGAAAUAAACUGUAGACAAGUUUUCUGUCUAUUAAUCCAGAUAAUCUGGAUUCAAGAAAACAUCUGUGAGAGUGUUCCUCCCAUCUGGUAUGAAUGUGCGUGUGCGUGUGUUCCAUGAACAGACAGAGAACCAAAUGUUCUAGGUACUUGUCAUGUUUUAUUGCAUACUUUUAAGUCGUGUGUAUGUGAAGUGUCCUUUGACCAGAAGGUUUUGGUUAAUAUCAGUAUAUUUUUAUAAAUUUGAAAUUCAUUGUGCCCCAUCUUCUUUCUUAAAACAUUUUUCAUUGUUAGGGUAUAUGUGCUAGAUUUGAAUCUUAACAUUUUUAGGCACAGAUGGAAAAAGUUAUUGGCUCCUUGAAAACAUAUGGGACAAAAUGGAUCCUCAAAGCAUGUAUGUACUUACAAACCAAGCUGUAGAGAUCAAGAAAAGAACUUUAUUGUUGAUCUCAAGAUUUCUAAAUUGUCAAGAUUUAUAUGGAGUUGUGGUGGAACUAGUUAACACUUAGAGCUUUUGGUAUGUAAUGACUAUUUGCUAUGGACUGAUAUUAAAUGUUUCAAAGGAUUGCGUUCUUAAACUUUCUGGAUUUUUGUUACUCUCCUCGGAUUAUAUUAAGUAGUUAAAAAUUUCUUUGCUAUAUUACAUUAAAAACAUAAGAACUUUGGGUCUCGGUAUUUAUUUUCACUUGUUUUACUAAUUAUUUACAGAACACCGUUUUAACUUUUUUAUUUUAUAAAUGUGUAGUAUUUUAAACAUAUCUUUAAAAAUUGUUCAAUUGGAACUACAUUAACUUCUGAUUUGUUUUUAUUAGGAUUUUUAAAAAAAAAAUACACUUUUUCCAUGUUGGUGCACAGCACUUAACAGAAAUGUUUGUAUUCCCUUUCUUUCGAUUCAAUAAACAGAAUAAAUAACUGGAA
Messenger RNA from Falco peregrinus (peregrine falcon), 7369 nucleotides. RefSeq names its product WD repeat domain 26 (gene WDR26). NCBI's taxonomy places the organism in Eukaryota, Metazoa, Chordata, Aves, Falconiformes, Falconidae. Gene Ontology annotation, molecular function: protein binding. Bases 427 to 2358 code for a protein of 643 amino acids. Gene Ontology annotation, biological process: proteasome-mediated ubiquitin-dependent protein catabolic process. The record is from RefSeq and is a predicted model, not a curated record. Gene Ontology annotation, cellular component: GID complex. The transcript is spliced from 15 exons.